This is a messenger RNA of Rhineura floridana, 881 nucleotides long. RefSeq lists its product as uncharacterized. Gene Ontology annotation, molecular function: nucleic acid binding; zinc ion binding. The transcript has 2 exons. The coding region runs from base 73 to 765 and encodes 230 amino acids. The record is from RefSeq and is a predicted model, not a curated record. Lineage: Eukaryota; Metazoa; Chordata; Lepidosauria; Squamata; Rhineuridae.
GAGGAUUGUUUUCGGCAUUUGGAAACAGACCAGAAGAAGUCUCGGGAAAGCUUCUCAGCCUUUGCUGCACGGAUGGGCAGAAAUGUGGAACGUUGGGCUGACACAGCCGAGGCUGUAACCCGAGAGGAGGUUUUAGAUCUGUUUGCAAAAGAACUGUUUUACAGACGCCUCCCUCGAGAUUUGAUGGCUCUGGUCAGAGACCAGCAGCCCCGUUCUCUGACUGAAGCAGGCAUGCUAGCAGAUCGUAUGUUUAAAAACAGAGCUGAAGAAAAGUAUACUUUGUUUCGGAGACCGGAGUACGUUCCUGUGAAACCGCUGAGGCGAGAGACCGCAGGUAUGCAGAAACCAGGGCAACCGGCGAAGGAAGAGAAAGGGGGGCCUGCUGGCUACUUCAAAGUACCUUCCGCCCGGCCCGAGGCUGCGUUGCAAGAGAAGCCCCGUGGAGAAAUAAUUUGUUUUAAAUGUGGGCAAAUUGGUCAUAAGGCUAAUUCCUGUUCUAAAAUCUUGUCUAAGCCCAAUCCUGCUGGAAGGAAGAACCCAAAGGUUGCUCCAGUUGCACGUGUGAGAGACUUAACGUCCCCUGGAGCGGAACCUCCUGAACUUUCUUCAUGGUCGUCAGCCGAGGAGAAUGAAGGAGCAGAAUCGGAUUUUGUAUUUUCUGCCCCAAAUUCACAAGACCGUCCUGAGACCCCUCGUGGACCAGUUGUUAAAGCCCUGUCGGAAGCUGAACCAGAUUUCCCAAGUGGAUCCGUAUCCUUUGCCUAGGAUGGACCAUUUAAUAGAAAGACUGGGAGCAGCAAAAUACAUCACUACACUGGAUUUAACUAAGGGAUAUUGGCAAGUGCCUCUAGAUGGGGACGCUGCUGUGAAAUCUGCUUUUG